AUGUAUAUACUGUUUCGCUUUGUUAGAUUAAAAAGUUUGGUUGGCUGUUUGAGGUAUUCUGCAACUUUGGUGUUUAAGAGAUGGAGGAGAUCAGGUGGCCAACCUACAUUGGUUAUUCCUGAAUAUAUUCUUGAUCCAAUAUUUCAUACUGCGUAUUUAAUCAAAUCUCUUAAAUCAGAAGAAUACCUUGAACAUAAUAACAUCUACUAUGAUUUAAUCAGAUCUCUUAAAUCAGAAGAAUACCUUCGGGAUAACACAUAUGGAGAUUUUGAUUGUAACGAAGCUUUUAGGAUCAAGAAAUCCCCAGCUGAAGCCCUUGGAAUCGAAGAAGCCCUUGACAUACUUAUUGAAACUUGUAAAAAAGAUGAGGGUCGCUACAGAUUUGGUUGCGUAAAGUUCCUCCCUGUAGUUGUCGAGCUUGUAAGAUUUCUGACUUCCUCAAAGCCCUCAACUCAUUAUCCUCUUUACUUGUCUUUAAAACUUCUAAGAAACCUAUGUGGUGGAGAAAUAUUGAAUCAGAAUUGUUUGUUAGAAGUAGAUGGGCUUGCCGUUAUUGCUAGGGCUGUUGACACGGUGAAGAGUAAAAAGAACUAUGGUUUAGAGGUUGUGAAAACUGUGUUGGAGUUUCUGGGACAUUUUUGUCGGGCAGGAGAAGAACAUAUAAAUGCUGUUUGGUUUCGAUUCUUUCCUGGUAGAUUCAAAAAUACGGCUAAAACUCGGGAACGGGAUUUCUUGAACGUCUUGUGCAUGGUUGUCCAUACUUGCUGUGAUGGAAGUUAUGAAAUAAUGGGACAGCUUCAUGGGAUUGAAGGGGUACAACUUGUUGCUGAGAUGCUCGGAACUUCUCGAUUUGCUGGAGGAAUCAUAGAGGAUUGGCUGGUGGAGCUUCUGGAUACAAUCUGCCUCAAAGGAUCCUGUUUAGUGCCAUUGUUUAAAGAACUGAAAAGGCAAUUUGAUGCAUCUAUUGACAAUGCUGUCAAAAAGUUGGGUGAUUUGAAGGAUGAUGACAUUAAACAUGCACAUACAUAUCUGUUGCACUUGCUCACUAACAGAUUGAACGAGAAACGCUCAGAACCUAAUGUGUCUAAAGAGUUUGCCAUCUUUGUUCUUCGAUUAUUCAAGACUGCAGGAGCUGAUUACUUUGCGAAAGUCAAAUCUGGUUUAAUUUAUAAUCCUCUGGAUAUUAGUCUUAAAAACAACUACACAAGUGCCCUUCAACUUGUACAACAUUCAAUCUAUAUUGUGCACCGUUUAUAUAAAAAUGAUUUGAAAGUCAUUCCUUCACCUGGUACAAGUAGUUCAACAGCUGAAAAUUCAGUAUUCGAGUUGUUAUUGUCGUCGGGGCUGGUAGAUCAUCUUUUAUAUUAUCUUUGUCAAUUUGGGCCUCCCUUGGUCAAGAGAUUCACCUCUUCUGAACAACUGGAGGAGUUCAGUUUUGAAGCGUUGCGUAUGAGUACAAUUGUACUUAUCGGUAUCUGUGUGGAAGGAAGAAAGCAUGUACAAGAUGAAAUCAGGCAGAAAGGUUUUAUCCUUCUGCUAUUGCAGCAAUGUGAUAAAGAUCAGCCGCUGUUAAGAUUGAAUGGACUAAAGACAGUGAUGAAUUUGAUUGAUGGAAACAUAGAGAACCAGCAAGAAAUGAUUAAAUUGAUGAGAGGUGGAGGUGUGCCUCCACUUACCGGACCCGGGCGGUUGACGAUUGAAAAGGAGACUGGACGUGCUAGGUUAAGAGAUUGCUAA
Messenger RNA from Papaver somniferum (opium poppy), 1737 nucleotides. RefSeq lists its product as uncharacterized. The transcript has 3 exons. NCBI's taxonomy places the organism in Eukaryota, Viridiplantae, Streptophyta, Magnoliopsida, Ranunculales, Papaveraceae. The coding region runs from base 1 to 1737 and encodes 578 amino acids. The record is from RefSeq and is a predicted model, not a curated record. Gene Ontology annotation, cellular component: cytosol.